GCCCAAUCGGGCGCAGGCUAUUAUAAGCGACUGGUUCUACUGGACACCCGUGGGCCAGAGAGACAAGCAAUGGCUAUGUGAAUGGACGGUGGACACAAAGGGAGGAGAAAGGCCGCUGUUACCUAACUAAACCUGGAAAAAAACUGCUGCCAGUCGAGCAGAAGGAUUAGCUUCCUCCAACGUGCUGUAAGGGGACCAAGAAUAACAAGGAUUACAGAAAAUGGCACUCCCGUCAGUGAUGAUAUUGCCCCUGCUGAUUGUUGUGGCGGCAGGGGUGUAUUACAUCUACAAUGAGGUCAUGCAUUACAUGGCCAAGUCCCUGGUGCGAAACAAGGUGGUGGUCAUCACUGAUGCUGUGUCCGGUGUGGGAAAUGAGUGUGCUCAUCUCUUCCAUAAGGGCGGAGCGAGGCUCAUCCUGUGUGGGACUAACUGGGAUAAGCUGGAGUCUUUGUAUGACUCUUUAACAAAUGAUGCAGACCCAAGUGAGACAUUUGCCCCCAAACUGAUAAUCCUGGACUUCAGUGACAUGGAAAGCAUGGAGGAUGUGGUGGCAGAGGUGGUGGACUGUUACGGUUGUGUGGAUGUGUUAAUUUGUAACAGCAGCAUGAAGCUCAAGGCUCCAGUGCAGAGUGUCUCUCUGGAACUGGACAAAAACAUCAUGGACGCCAACUACUUUGGUCCGACCACAUUGACAAAAGGGAUUCUUCCAACGAUGAUUCCGAGGAGAUCAGGGCAAAUUAUUCUGGUCAACAGCAUCCAAGGCAGACUGGCUGUGCCUUUCAGAAGUUCAUAUGCAGCCUCCAAACAUGCAGCACAGGCCUUCUUCGACUGCCUCCGGGCAGAGGUGGAGGAGUACGGGAUCACCGUGAGCACCAUCAGUCACACUUUCAUCGACGCAGCAGCUCUGCAGGCUCCUGAGUCGCCCUCCCCCAAACCAAACAGCUUUGCUGCAUUCGUUGCCGGCCAGCUGACUCAUGGGGUGCGUCCGUCCGUCCUGGCCAAUGAGAUUAUGCGAACAGUGAACAGGAAGAGGAAGGAGGUUGUGCUGGCCCACCCCAUCCCCAGGGUGGCCCUCUACCUCCGAUCCCUCCUACCCUCUUUCCUCUUUGCUGUGCUGGCUGCUGGAGUCAAGGACUCUGUUGUGGCCGAGCAGAUGCAGUAGGAGAGACGCUGAAGAAAAGGACUAAAAGAAAGAUGCGGGCGUAGAUUUUAAGACACUGUAUGUGCAAAAAUUGGAACAAUUUUAGUUGGGUAUGACGAUUGGUUGGAUAGAGAAGACAUGAUGAAAUAUUUCUCAUUAACCACAAUUAAUUAAUAUAUUAUCAAUGUAUCGCCCUGUUAGUCGGGUAUGAUUAUCAGUUGGAUAAAAGAGACAUGAUGGCUUGGAUUGACACUUUUUUACAAUUAUUUGUAUUAUAAUAUGAUGAUUGCUAUACAUCAAUUAAUCACAAUUAUUACAUAGUACCAUUAUUGUCAAGUUAUGGGUAUGGUAUCCCCCCCAUCCCUUUUUGUUUUAGAGAAAAGUUAAUUUUCCAGAUUAAUGCAAGUUGCCAUUUUAAAGCAACAAUACAUUUUGCUACAGUCCUUAAUCAAUAACAAACAUUAUGAUCCCCCAACAGAAAAAAAAGACAGAAAUGUAACGGAAAUAAAUAAAUAAGUAUUGAUCUUU
Messenger RNA from Nerophis ophidion (straightnose pipefish), 1669 nucleotides. It is a transcript of the gene dhrs7cb, whose product is annotated as dehydrogenase/reductase (SDR family) member 7Cb. Lineage: Eukaryota; Metazoa; Chordata; Actinopteri; Syngnathiformes; Syngnathidae. Gene Ontology annotation, molecular function: all-trans-retinol dehydrogenase (NAD+) activity. The transcript is spliced from 7 exons. Gene Ontology annotation, cellular component: sarcoplasmic reticulum membrane. Bases 221 to 1162 code for a protein of 313 amino acids. Gene Ontology annotation, biological process: regulation of release of sequestered calcium ion into cytosol by sarcoplasmic reticulum. The record is from RefSeq and is a predicted model, not a curated record.